UAUGCUAAUGCCACUGAAAUCGGGCGCUCGGUUGCCAAGCAAGUGUGUUACCUGGUCAGAAGUCCAUCCGUCGCCGCGCGGGCGCGCUUUCACGCGCGUUAUUCGUUUCGCCUCCAGUGCCCGUGGUGUUCUCACGCGACCGAGCGCCCGUUCGAAUUGCGCGCUGACACGCACGCGCAUGCGCAUCCUCGCCGGCCGCGAGCAGCCGCCAGCACCGCGGGAGUAACAGAGACAGCAGAGAAGUAGCAGCAGCGCGAGGAGGGCAGACUGCAGAGCUGUCAUCCUAUCGACAUGGCGUAGUACGGCUCUGACACUCCUCCUUCUCUAUUAUUUCUCGCCGUAUUUUCCGCCGAUUUGCUUUUCCCAUUCGCGCAGCUACACCAUACCCUGCUGCUCACUCGACUCAACCUCCACGGGGUCAUGGCUGGAUUACUUUUUUGCUAGCUCGAUACUCGGAUGAAACUCUGGCGCGCCACUUUAACGUGUUGUAUCGCUUGCUCUGACGUUCGAGACGAUAUGUGUCAGGUGGCUCAUUUUUUAUUCAACACUCGCCUUUGACCCGUCAGCUGCUUUGGAGUUCUCGGCUGCUGCUAAUUUCACAAUCAAGGAUACUACGGCUACUACUACGGAAAUAAUGGCAACGCCUGACGCUCCGCUCAAAUUACGCUUUGUCACCUGGAAUACGGCUACAAAAUACCCAGAGCAGGAUCUUCGCCAACUACUAGGGCUCACUCAUUUUGCCACGUCCAAGCAGUUAGCUGAUAUCCAUAUAAUUGGCUUACAAGAAGUUAAAUCUCAGCCUCAAAAUUUGGUAUUGGACAUGAUUUUUGAAGACCCUUGGACAAAAUCAAUUAGGGAAAUCUUGAAAGAUUUUGAUUAUGUAAGAUUAAAAACUCAAAAGCUUCAGGGUCUUGUUUUGAAUGUUUUUUUCCUCAGAAAGCACUUGACCCAUUUAAGGAAUAUAGAAACUCAGUACACAAAGACUGGAUUUGGUGGGAUGUGGGGAAAUAAAGGUGCUAUUAGUGUACGAUUCAAUUUGUAUGGUGUUGACAUUUGUAUAGUAGAUGCACAUUUAACCGCCCAUGACCAAUUGUUAGCUGAUCGGAUAGAUGACUACAAUACUAUCAUCAGAGAACAUUUAUACACAGUGCCUGAAAAAAGUCACAUUUUCUUCAAUGAUUAUGUAUUCUGGUUAGGGGAUCUGAAUUUUCGUAUAGGAGAAGGCUUCAAUGCAACAGAGAUAGAUGAACUUGUUAAAAAGAACCAAUUAGAUGUAUUAUUAGAGAAAGAUCAAUUAAAGUCAGUUAUGGCUAACAAUGAAGCUUUUGCUGUAUUUACCGAGGAGAAAAUAACGUUUCAUCCAACUUAUAAAUAUGAAUUUGCAUCUCAAGAUUAUGAUCUAAAACGUCGACCGGCUUGGACUGAUCGAAUUUUGUAUAAAGUAAAUAAAGACGUCUACGAGGACGUAGAACUUAAGGCUGUACAAUAUAAUUAUAAAAGUCAUCCUAAUUAUGUGCAAUCUGACCAUAAACCCGUAAGCGCGGAAUUUGAUAUAGUGGUGAGAUCCACGAAAACUGCCGAUGGAAUUGAAUUUGAUCCAAUAACUGCGUGGUAUAUUGACGAAGAAAAUGUUGUGUCUUAUAAAUUUUUGGGUGACGCCAAAUCCUGUAAUGGUGAUUGGAUUGGAUUGUACAACGAAGGAUUUUCUAGUAUAGAUGAAUAUUUGGUUUAUGAAUAUGUCGGACGAGGAAAGGAAGCUGAAACGGAACCGCAAUCAACUUUAGAAAAGACUUAUUUCGGCGACUCAGCUCUUCGCUCGCCUGGUAUGUACCGCUUGGUCUACGUAGCCCAACGUGGCGAUAUUAUGAGCAUUCUGGGGAUGAGCGAUUCAUUCUCUGCGCAUCGUCGACAAACUUGACGAACGAACAAAAUAUUACCUUUAUUAUAGUUACCAGUCUGUCAUCGCAUAGAUUGUCUGUAGACAUAGCUUUUCGUAUAUUUGCUUGUUGGUUUGCUCUGACUGCUUUUGUACGUCAAUUUUCUCAUAAGGGGAUAUUGAAAGCACAUUAGGAUCCGCAAGGGAACCUAACAACAUUACGCGUUGAAUCUUGAGAGUGGUUUGAAAUAGUACCUGGUUAUUAUUAAAAGAACGCUUUAUUUAUGUCACGUAUAUUCAAAGCUUAUAUAAUGAAGCAUUCAUGACGCUAAGCAACUUUUUGUAAGCGUGUGAACAAAUUUGGAUAUCUUGUAAACCUCGUUUAUUUUUGUAAAAGAAUGACUAGUAUAACAAAUGAACAAAGUAUGUUAGGUACUAUUAUGUACGUUACGCGCGGUUUAAUACAAAUAGAGUCUGUAAUAUUUUAUCUAUUCUACUGUAAAA
Phymastichus coffea is the source of this 2380-nucleotide messenger RNA. Its product is annotated as inositol polyphosphate 5-phosphatase K. Gene Ontology annotation, cellular component: cytoplasm; ruffle; plasma membrane. Gene Ontology annotation, molecular function: phosphatidylinositol-4,5-bisphosphate 5-phosphatase activity. The record is from RefSeq and is a predicted model, not a curated record. Gene Ontology annotation, biological process: phosphatidylinositol dephosphorylation. Bases 635 to 1918 code for a protein of 427 amino acids. Lineage: Eukaryota; Metazoa; Arthropoda; Insecta; Hymenoptera; Eulophidae. The transcript is spliced from 9 exons.